Molecule: messenger RNA, 1167 nt
Organism: Penaeus vannamei (Pacific white shrimp)
Lineage: Eukaryota; Metazoa; Arthropoda; Malacostraca; Decapoda; Penaeidae
Source: RefSeq, a predicted model, not a curated record
GAAGCAGCUGAUGUUUCUGCACAAAGUCUCGUUUGGGAAGUUCCGAAACGUGGCUUUUAUUCGCACUUUCCUCGUCGAACUCCCGUUGGUGCCGCACAAAGAACUUCCUGCAAUAAUGAAAGAUCAAUCAGUAAUGCGGGAAAACACAGUUGCCUCUGAAAUUCGCAAGUUUAACUUGCUACAGGAGCAGCGAGUUCAUACAUAUAGACUUUUUGAAGAGGGGCACAAGAUAUAUUUGAGUACGAGCCCAAACUACGACUUCCCCACUUUUCGGCAGCUGGUUCAUGAUAUCACACAAGAAUUCAAGAGAAUAUCAGCAGAUAUCAUAGCUAUUGAGAAGAACCUUAGAUCUAGUGGUAAUGCUGCUGUUGCAGAUACAAUUCUAGCAAUUCAAGAAUGUGAAAAGAAGAAGUUAGAGUUGACCGCACACCUGCAGCUUGCACGACAGAUGGUUACAGAGUGCAGUGAAGGUGAACUAGAAAAGAUGAAAGAAAAGGAAAUUAGAGCCGAGCUGGGACAUGUUGUAGAAGAAAUAAAUGACCAUUUAACUGAGCUACGAUAUGAAGUUUACAACGGGGAAUAAUGAUGUGUACUUCUAGAUUUUCUGUUUGAGUGCCAUACUAUAAGUAGGUUUUAUCUAGCUUAAAGCUCAAGAUGGAUUAUAUAGAAGUGAAAUACAUCUUCAGUAGUGGGAAUAGUAGCUUGCAUCAGCCAGAAUCAUUAUAAAUAUUAAUGCAAGGUUUAAAAGCAGAUGGGAAUUAUUUUGGUGAGCCUGCAAGCUUAUGGUGGAAGAUAGAAUGGAAAGUAAAAGAGAAUAUUAAUGGGUUAAGCAAAGUUUAAUAAAAUAAUAGAUCUGAUUGCACAGAACUGCAGUGAAUAAGUCUAUUCUUAUAAUCAAAAUUGUAAAUGAAGUCAAUUGAAAGUAUCAUUUUGAAAGUACUGCAGUUUAUAGAUAGAAAUCUGUAAUAACAUGUAUUUUUUUCCUGUAUUAGAUAUUUAUGUAUAUUUUAUGAUUAUUGUAAUUUUUCUAGAGAAUUCCAGUUUAUUUACAGUGAAUCUCGUGAUACACCAAUAAAUAUUAUAAUUAGUCAAUAAAUAUUAUAAUUAGUUGUUACAAAUUGAGAUCAUAAAAGUGCCUUUUAUACUGAAAUUAUCAAUCCAAGUGCC